Pleuronectes platessa (European plaice) is the source of this 1009-nucleotide messenger RNA. RefSeq names its product translocon-associated protein subunit alpha. The coding region runs from base 94 to 972 and encodes 292 amino acids. The transcript is spliced from 9 exons. Gene Ontology annotation, cellular component: endoplasmic reticulum; endoplasmic reticulum membrane. The record is from RefSeq and is a predicted model, not a curated record. Lineage: Eukaryota; Metazoa; Chordata; Actinopteri; Pleuronectiformes; Pleuronectidae.
GCCAGCGGACCAACUGUUUCCGGUCGGUGUGUUUAAAGCGGAAGUGAGUGUCGGACACUGAGUGAGAGCUGCCGCUGGUUACUGCCAUUAAAGAUGAAGUUUCUUCCCAAACUGCUGCUGCUCGCGCUGUUAGCCUUCCCCGCUGCGCUGCUCACCAGAGGGCCGGUGGUGAGUGCUCAGGAUCUGACUGAAGAUGAGGAGGCUGAGGCCGUGGAGGAAGAUGUGGUGGACGAUGUGACGGCUGAAGACGAGGACGAUGAGGCGGAGGUGGAAGACGAUGAUCACGUGGAGCUGACGGAAGAAAAAGAAGAGGAAGAGGAGGAGGCGCUGGUUGGAGAGGUGAAGGCUUCCCCCAACGCUGACACCACCAUCCUGUUUGUCAAAGGAGAUGACUUCCCAGCCAACGACAUCGUGAAGUUCCUGCUCGGCUUCACCAACAAGGGAGCCGAGGAAUUCGUGGUGGAGUCUCUGGACGCGUCUUUCCGUUACCCACAGGAUUACCAGUUCUACAUCCAGAACUUCACGGCUCUGCAGCUGGGCACCGUGGUGCCAGCCAGCAAACAGGCCACGUUCGAGUACUCCUUCAUCCCCGCGGAGCCAAUGGGGGGGCGGCCGUUCGGACUCGUCAUCAACCUGAACUACAAGGACGGCAGUGGAAACGUCUUCCAGGACGCAGUGUUCAACCAGACGGUGACUAUCACUGAGAGAGAGGACGGCCUGGACGGGGAGACGAUCUUCAUGUACGUCUUCCUGUCGGGCCUCGGGCUGCUGGUCGUCGUCGGCCUCCACCAGCUGAUGGAGUCUCGAAAGAGGAGGCGUCCAGCUGCCAAGGUGGAGAUGGGAACCUCGAGCCACAGCGACGUGGAUCUGAGCUGGAUCCCUCAGGAAACACUCAACCAGAUCAACAAAGCGUCUCCGAGACGAUCUCCACGCAAGAGGAACCAGAAACGCUCGGUCGGCUCCGACGAGUGACGGCGCCUUGCACCGCGGCGACAACACUCCACCCGCC